Molecule: messenger RNA, 8819 nt
Organism: Corticium candelabrum
Lineage: Eukaryota; Metazoa; Porifera; Homoscleromorpha; Homosclerophorida; Plakinidae
Exons: 24
Coding region: 74-8461 (2795 amino acids)
Molecular function (GO): protein binding; calcium ion binding
Source: RefSeq, a predicted model, not a curated record
GGACGUCUUGGAUUUGACUGAAGUAGACAGUUUUGUUGACAAUUUGUGUUUUAAACUGAGUCUACAACACAGGAUGACGUACUAUACUACUGUUGUAGCGAUUCAUGGAGGAGUAGAUAUGAUCAAUUCUGCCGCAACAUCUGAUGGAGUGUUGGUCGAUACAACCGAUCCUGUUGGCGGCAUAGUUCAAGAUGGUAGCAAUCCUGCUCAAGAUGUAAACAUUACUUCAGAUUCUAAUGUUGUAGCGGCUACAUGGAAUGGCUUCUCAGACCCUGAUUCAGGUAUUGCACGAUACAAAGUGGAAGUAAAAACACAAGGAAAAGAAGAAGCAUUCAGUAAGGUGGUAGGGAGCGACAGUCUACCAAGCAGUUCAGAUGGCUUCGAGUGGACACAUAUUCACUUUGAUGAUGGCGACCGCGUUCUUGUCAGCGUGACUGCUGUGAACGGAGCAGAACAACAAGUAACCAGACAGUCAGAUGGCUUUCUCGUCGACACGACGCCACCUCUACUCGUUUAUCUUCGUGACGGUCUUGACGCUAUAGAGGACGUUCAGUAUCAAACGAAUCGGUCACAGGCGAAUGCAAUAUGGGAGCUUGUCGAUGUUGAGUCGGGAGUUGAGUAUCAUGAGGUGUCACUGCUGCAACUUAAGAGUGGCUCAAGAAUGAGGGUCUGGCCUCCUGUCACACUCGAUGGUCCCAUUGCUGAAAGGCUUGCUGGAAACGCAACGUCAUGGACCAAGACUUCCUUAGAACUUGUUUCUGGUGGGAAAUACAUUGUUACAGUUACAGCAGUGAAUAAAGCUGGAUUGAUGGCCACUCAUGAGACCGACGGCUUUAUUGUUGAUGAUUUCCCUCCUCAAGUUCUCUCUGUAGACGUCCUGCCUUCGGGUCAGGAUGCCAGUGAUGUACUCGUUGACGACCGCGGAAACAUUGUCAUUUCGAGCACUGAUACUAUUCAAUGUCGUUGGUCAGGGUUCGACGACGAAACGAAGAUUGUGGAAUAUCUUCUUGAUGUUGUAGAAGAUCCGGGCAACGUGUCAGUGACGACAAACGGAAUGUUUGUGAGCAUGGGCUUGAGAACGACAGCAAUUGUUGACGGACUGAACCUGACCAUUGGAGAUUCAGUAUUCGGACCGUUCUACCGUGUUUAUGUGAAAGCAGUCGAUGCCUCGGGUAAUGUGUCUCCUGAAAUGAAAUCAAAGCGUAUUCGGGUCAGUGGUGGUGAUUCUGCUGGAACUGUGAGGGACGGUCCGGAUGCAAGCAGUGAUAUCGAGUUUCAGAGAGACACUACUUCAAUCACAGCCACGUUUGACGGUUUUAUAAGCGAGUCUUGUGAAGUAGAUCGCUAUGAGUGGGCAAUAGGUUACAGCGGAUCAGAAAUCGAGGCCCUGCAGCCAUUCACAACAAUUGGUCUCAUGGUGACAAACGAGGAAGCAAGUCAAAGCAGUCCUGGUGCCGGACGAGCUCAGGCGCUGCUCCCCAGCCUUGCAGAGACGACACGCGUGCUCUAUGUUACCGUUCGAGCUGUGACAAUGUGUAGCGUCGUAUUGGAAGCCACUUCCAAUGGAGUUAGAAUAGACACAACGCCAGCCGACAUUUCUUUCCUGCAUGUCGGAACGAGAGCUGCUGGCAACGUCGGCGCCGCUUUGCACCACAAUUUGGCAUCCGCACUUUCCGUCAGCUGGAAAAUAAGGGAGACAGAAAGCAGACAGAUGGGAGCAGCACAGUAUCGGCUUGGAACGUAUCCUGGGGGAGACGACCUGCAAGAGAGGACACUGACGGUUGAUGACUCCAUCGGUGACGGCACUGCCACUCGAUCGAGCGACGGUUUGCCACACUACUUCACAGUGAGCGUGUGGAACGAAGCAGGUUGGAAGAGUGAGACUACUAGCAAUGCAAUUGUUUAUGACACAUCGAGACCAACAGUCGGCACGGUGUCCUGUCCGUCUGCUGUUCUAUCAGCGAAUGAUACAGUCACGUGCUCUUGGUGGGGAUUCUGGGAUGCGGAAAGUGGUUUGGAUUAUGUUGAGUAUGCUGUUGGAUAUCACAGAGGCGACACGACUCUUCAGUCUUUUACUCGUUUACCCCACACUGCUUCUAGUGUGACCGUAAAGAAUCUCAAUUUUGAUAUCAACCGAGAGAUUUACGUUAGCUUAAAGGUAACAAACCUUGUCAGUCUAACUUCGAUGGGAUAUUCGAAUGCCAUUCAGGUUGACAGCACAGCUCCAUUACGCGGUUCUGUUCAAGUAUUGUCGGACGUCGGACGAAUCGACUUUAAUGGUAGUAACACAACGGAGCGACUGGCUGGAGGCUGUGUGACACUGACAGACUAUCUACACGUGAAGUGGUAUGGAUUUCGGGACGAUGAGUCGUCGAUUGUGAGGUAUGAGGUUGGUUUGGGUACAAGGAAGGGAACCGAUGAUGUCGUUGGGUUCACAUCUUUGUCUGCUAAUGCAAGCGAGUACGUUUUCAGAACACUGGAUUUGUCCGGGAUUGAUCAUAUUUACGUCACCGUCCGGGCUUUCAAUUUUCUUUGUCUCUAUUCUUCUGUGGUGAGUGAAAAGAUGCGUGUUGCACCCAGUCUACAACCAACAGACUCGUUUAUCAAUGAUGGCUCAAACCGUGGGAUAGACGCUGAGUAUGUGGAUUCGGUUUACAGAUUAACAGCCGUUUGGAGUUUCGGAGAUGUGUGUCCUGCGGUGAAUUCAGAAUGGAAGAUUGAAAGUAUUGAUCCAGGGUCAUCUCAGACGUACAGCUCACUCAAUCCGGACUCAUCAGGGUACUACCAAGGGUCAAACAAUCAGCUGUCGCUUGAAGAUGGAAAGACAUAUCGAGUUGUUGCUAAAUCAACUGAUGUUGCUGGUCGAGUGAGAGUACUAAAGAGCAAUGGAGUUAGUCUUAAUAUUAAGCCUCUUCGACCAGGCAUUGUGAGAGAUGGUUUAGUGGCAGGCAAAGACAUUGACUAUCAGAAGUCAGCACGUAGUAUCAGUGCAAACUGGGAUGUCUUUGGUGACAAGCCGGCCUCUCAGAGAAUCACGGAAUACGAAGUGAGUGUUGGUGUUGAUCGACGUUACCCUGCCACACGUUCUAAUAUCGUUCCCUUUAUGUCAGUGGGCAUGAACACCUCGUAUACGAUCAAUAACUUGGAAUUAACUGCUCGUACAGUUAGAUAUUACUUUACUGUGAGGGCACAUAGCGUUUCUGGGGCAACAGCUGAGGCAACAUCAGAUGGAGUAUACGUCGGAUACGUUGAGGGAAUAGCGGCUGGAACCAUAACUUUGAAUCAUUUUCAAUCGUCGACAACAGACAUUACAGCUCAUUGGACAGCGUUUGAAUCGGAAAAUCCUAUACAGAGAUACGACUUUGCUGUUGGAACUGCUAAACAUAAUAGAACGAUGCUUCUGUCAUUUUGUGAUGAUUCUGAUCGUGCCUAUAGCUCUCAGUUUGAUGUUGCUGGGUUUCAAAGUGUCAGUAUUGAUACAGGUGUGACUCUAAGUGGUAUUAGUCUGCAACAUGGAUUAGAAUAUUUUGUCACUGUUCGAGCAGUGGAUCGUGCUGGUCAUUGUGUAUCUUCUGUGUCUGACCGUGGUGUUAUCAUAGACACUACUGUUCCUCAGAGGGGCUACCUGCUUGCAGGGUUUGAUGCAGAAAUGGUUAAUCCACAAUCAAUUGAUGACAGUUAUUUAGAGUUCAGCACAGAUUCGAGUCACAUAACAGUCACUUGGUGGAAUUUUACUGAUAACGAAAGUGGCAUCGAGUCAUACACAAUAGGACUUUAUCAAAGGAUCGAUUGUGGGAAUAGCUCAUCAAGGCAGUCUCUGACAGAUUUUGAAAGAGCCUCGAAAGUUGUUGAAAAUAUUGUGUUGUCUGGGGGUGUAGAACUACGUCAGAGCCACACAUUCUCAGGCUUAAACCUGUCUUCCACUGUGGCAUAUUCUAUUCACAUGGAAGUAAGAAACGAAGCUGGGUUAAAAACAGUUGUUGAGAGCCAACCUGUAGUGAUUGACACGGGCGAUCCAGUUGGUGGUGACGUCAAGGAUGGUGGUGAUUGGUCAAGUGAUCGUGUAUAUCAGAGCCGAACGGAUCGUAUGGAAGGAGUUAUCACACACAGUCUGGUGAAGCCGAUGUACGAUGGCGAUAGCGAGGUCUCUGAAAACCCAUGUCCUUUGUCGAGGCAUUACAGGCUCAACGGCUCAGACAAUGAAUGGUCCAAGUUGGUGCAAUCAGGUCUAUUGGGCAUUCCAUCACCGAUGAAACAGAACUUGGAAUAUCGAGCUAGUCAAGUGCAAAGCGGACCGUUAGGAACUAACAUCACACUCAUAGUGGACACGGGUAGUCGAACGCUCUUAAGUGGAGCCUACUCUGCCACAAUAGAUGCUUCCUUGUCGGGUACCAGCGUAAGUUUUUCGCUCCGAGCUGCACGAGGGACGCAAGGCUUGGCGAGUUAUGCCAUCACAUCUGCUGUGUUUUGGAACGGACCGGUAAACUCCGUCGGCGAUUUUGCUCUCAACACGUCGUCGACUGCUUAUACGGCGGUGGGCAUGCAACUGCGACCAGCUUACAGUAUCUCAUCCACGACGACGGUUCCUGCUCAAUUGAUCCUCUGGUCACGUUUUGCCAACGAUUCGGCCGACGUUCAGACCAUAACACUUGACCAGACAUCCGAUCUAACAUCAAGUUUUAACGAGUACUCGUUUCUAUUUGAACACUCACAGACGGAAUCAUCGAUUGUCGAGCAUUCUGUUGUCGUCAAAUUGAAUGGCGCACGCAUCGCCGUCAUGCACGGCAUCCCAUUUUUGUCGUUCGAUACGAGACUCAUUUUUCAUGCGUGGAAUCGUGAUGGUAAAGUGCCACCCGUGGAUAAGGUUUUCGAUCCUCCCAUCGCCGUGAUGUACGUACGAGACGUAAAAGUGUCGAGAAAGGUAAACGGUCCGUGUGCUCACGGGUCGCCAUUCUAUGACUGGACUGCACCUUUUGUCGAGUUUCAAGCCGCUGUCGGUUCGCGUCCUCUACUGAACGACGUCGUCGAGUUCAGAUCUAUUUCUCGUCCGUGUCGAGCUUGUGUGGAUGGUCCUUGCGGCCAUCACGGAUGUGAAAGAAACUGUUCACGCGUUGGACCUCGAGAAAUCUCGUUCAGCUUGGACAAUCUUACCCUGUGGCCUUACAGUAACCGGUCGGUAAUCAUAGGCAUCGUGGAUCCCACUCUCCCUCCAAUCGACACUUCAUACAAUCAACCUGCAACUUAUUUUUUGACCGUCAAAGCGAUUGCUGCGUCGGGACGUGCUGUGAUUGUCUCCUCUAAUGGCGUUGUUAUCGACGUCACGCGUCCACUGCUCGUCUCUAUCGAUCACAUCGACACGGCAUGGAAGGCCAACGAGCCGGCCACCUAUCAGAAAAGCAACAGCACUAUCGCAGCUCGAUGGAAGUUCCACGAUCCGGAGAGUUUUAUUAGCGAGUAUCGCUGGGCUAUUGGUGGCUCUUACGCUUCUAGUGAUAUCCAGUCGUUUCGGUCUGUCGGUUUGAAAACAUUUGCUGCUAACUCUUCACUGGAAGGUAUUAUUCAAGACAACAUGACGUACUAUGCGUCUGUGAUCGCCAUCAAUGGAGCCGGUCUGAGUACUGUAGCACACAGUGUCGGUGUCACAUACGUAGCUCGACCGCUCAACGACACUCUCGUGAGACAGUCGGUCGACUAUCUUUUCUCGGAGUCUCUAGUGGAGAACGAGAAUGUGACAGUGAGGGUAGACAUUGUGAGAUCGAGAUUUACAGAGACGCUUGGCAUCUCGUGGAGUGUCCUAUCCGGUCAAGUCGACACAAUAUAUUGGAUCAUCGGCACACGUGAAGGUAUGGACGACAUAUUGCCCGAGAUCGAGGUCAACUUUGCUGGCGGUAGCGACGCCAUAAUCGACACCGACUCUCUCAUUCUUGCCGGAAGAGCCGUUGGCGACGUAUCGGAGCUGAUCGCGCGAGCAAAGGGAGAGGAUCCCGAUGCGGAGAAUUCGUUUCGAUUGGAACCCGGACGAGUAUCAUACCACACUGUUAGAGUCUGUGAUCUCUCUCAUCAAUGCGUUGACGUUGUGCUUCCUUCUAUUGCAGUCAUCCGCGAUCAAGACGCGCUGGUAACUUCCGUGAAUGGAGAGGACCUUGCUGCUAGUCUAAAGAAUUAUGGCGCAAACUCUACAAUAACGAACGUAACUCGAGUAGUAGACGAACAUUAUCAAAUAGAAGCUGAAACGAGUCGAGGAAUGGAAGAGGGUGGAUCCCUGGCGAUGGGAUUCUUGUCGUUCGAUGAUCUCACUGUGCGGUACUCGCCGGAAGUACCGUUUGUUAGUAACCCGUAUGUCACCAUGUUGGAGACUGCAAGGCAUCUUGCUGGCAGGUUCACUCAACUGUCGGGUCCGAGUUUCUACGUUACGGUUGUAGGUCAAGACGAGCUGCAAGGACCUCUGAAGUUGAACGUCUCGUUUAGCACCGAACUUGAAUGGAAUGGUGCUUAUCCUGAGCUGCUAUAUUGGGACUACAACUCGAAUCGUUGGAUUGAGGUUUCCGCCUCUUGUGGUAUCGAGAAUUCGGUGAAUUACGAUGAGGGCUAUCUUAUAGCUUACAUGUGUUCAAGGACCCCUAUCGGCAGUGUUUAUGCUAGAAGCAGAAGACGACGCGCUGAUGACAACUCGACGUCGUUUCCUUCAACGAAUGCGACGUCUUUUCUAAGUAGGGAAACUCAGUUCGCAGUUGCUCGCAUUCUUAACUACACGGUCAACACAAAGCCCAAUCUAAUACUACCGGCCGGCGGUAUAACAGUUAGGGAAGGUGUCGGCACGGGUACCCUCCCUUACUCUCUGUCCUAUACCGAUUUGGAGAAAGACAAGGUGGAGUUCUCUCUGACGUCACUGCCGCGUCUCGGUAAAGCGUCCAUAACUGCUGAUGGACAUAUAACUUACACUCCUUGUGCCGACUGCAUCGGUACCGAUACAGUUGGCGUGCAAAUAACGGAAAUCCCAUUUGGUGACAACUCGGCACUCAGUGACGGUGGCGUUUUGACGGUUACCAUAUCCAACGUUAACGACGCUCCGAGCGUGUUUUUCUUCGGUGACGGCCGCGUCGUCGACUCGAGUACGUCGGUCACGAGCUACGUGGAAGCGAAUCGCACUGGCGGUUUUCUCGCGGCUCGCAUUGGCGCAUACGACUUCGACGGCAUACACGAUGACUUGAAGAUUUCCUUGGAUGAACCGAGAUAUGGUUCAGUGAACGCAAGCGUAUGGCUAGACGCUGUGGGACCGUCACAAGCGUUUCCUGUCGAUUGGCAUGCGGCUAAUCUUUCGGCUGGAUAUUUUAUUGGAGACCUAACGUUUAUUGCCGCUAAUUUAUUGUAUAAACCAGACAACCAACAUUUCACUGGUGACGACGAGUUCAGAGUUUCCGUGGAAGACGGCGGUGGUCUCUUUUCUGCUAUUCUUGUCGUGAAAGUAACCGUUUUGCCGAAUCUGUGCCAGAAUGAUGGUCUGUGUGGUGGCAGCGCGAGUGAUCCUAACUGUACCGAUAAUAAUGCCCGCUUGACUUCAUUUGAUGGCUACACGUGCGAGUGCCUUCCCGGAUUUAACGGUUCUCUCUGCGAAAUCGAAAUCAAUCCGGAUCCGGGACCUGUUCUAGGAUUGUGUCCCGAUGAUGUACCGAUUGUAUACUGCGACAAGAAUCCGUGCGACGAUGCUCACUGUCCGUCACAUCGGAAUGCCGUUUGCAGACCGAACUAUUGCGGUAGUUGUACGGCCGAGUGGUUUGUAGGGACGACGCAAGUUAAGUGUUCAGCCAGUGGUACCGGCGUUUGUGACCGUCCAGUCAAUUCUUCCGUAAUUGGUUUUUGCUUUAACGUGGAUUGUCCUUGUCCACGGGAAGAGAUAGAGUGUCCUGCUGACAGUGUGUAUUUCCAGCGACGGACGUCCGACUGUUGUGUUGAAUGGGAGUGUAAGUGUCCGUCGUUUAGCUGUCCAUACAGCAUGUCUUGUGGAGAUGGCAUCCAACCGAAUGCCGUCGUACGCGGUCACGGCUCGCCAGGAUGGUGCUGUCCCAAUUUCGAGUAUGAAGAUGUAGACGAGUGUUUGUUGAAUACCGACGGAUGCUCGCGCGGUUGUCAGAACACGCCGUAUUCGUAUUAUUGCACGUGUCCGGAUGGUAUGUCACUUGCUGAAGACAAGAUGUCUUGCGGAGUGUGUAAAUACGAUGGUAGAGAGUACAAACACGAUGACAGGGCGCCGUUUGAAGGGGAAAGUUACUGGUGUACCUGUGGCGAAGAUGCGAGCAGUUUGGAGAGAUGGCACUGCCUUCCGGCUCCUGACACGGCCGGUUGUUUUUACAAUGGGUUGGAGUAUACGGUAAUGCAAACGGUCGAGGACUAUGGUGUAGUCUGGACUUGCAAGGAAACAGACUUUGGUAUCGAGUGGAAGUCAAAAAGUGACGGUCGCUAAAGUUUGCUUUGCAAGUGCUUGAUUGAAGUGUGGCUAUUUUUACGUAUGUAUUGUCCUCAUGUUUUUUGAUGGCGUUUUUGUGAGAUGACUGUUCGGGUAUGUUACCAAGAGGCUAGGAAAUUUCUGCCGCUUUGCUGUUCUCGCGCGUGCAUUGCUGUCUAGAAGCAAUUGGACAUCUAAACAGAAAAGAGAAGCAAUUUUUUAGUGUGUACGUGUACGUUACAUACGUAACAGGGACGGUACCGUCUAAGUCUACACAUUUACACGGUCCAGUGUAGCGCGCGUUAAAUCACGUGACUUUUAAAAAUUUAACUAACACUAAAACUUUAGACACACUUCUGUUUAUAUGCGUAAGCUA